AAAUUCAUGCCAAUACUGAAAAGGACCAAAUAGACUUUGCAUAGUGUUGAUUUAACUGCAGAAUUUGAGUGUGCAUAUUUAUGUUUGAGUUAUUCUAAGUCUGAAUCUGUAGGAAGAUGUGAACGUUUAAUGUCAGAAAAUCCAUCUGAUCUAACUGAACUACAGUAUUUUCAAAUAGUUUUCAAAAAUGCUGUGAAAAACUGGUACAGACAUACCAAAGACUUCCAUCUGCAAUUACAAAAUUGUCUGAAAAAGAUCGGUGAAAAAAAUGCGCGCCACCCUUUUCAAAUUAGUAUGUAGUAUAGAAAAUAUUUGUACAGUGUCUCAUUUUCCACUUCAGCUAUGCAUUACUUUGCAUCAAGUAAAAUCGGAAAAAUAAAUGCCGAAGUUGGUUUUGUAACCGUUCAAGCUCAUGGUGAUCUGAUGUCCCCAGACCCAAAGGCGGUGAGAGUGGACAGCACACGCUCCUAUUUACUUUCCAAAUUUAUGUUCCUUCAUCUCAUUCAACAAGUGUGGAGUGAAUUUAUAUGCCAGCGCCCCUCAAGCACCGGCCGCUCCAUCGCAGAGUCUCUUUAUUAUUAUAAACAUCGUAUUUCCAUUAGAAAGCAGAACAAAGCCCGAUAAUUAUGCUCGAGUUGCUCCCCGGGAAAUCUCGCUUUCUCUAGCCUACUAUAUAUUAGGAUCCCUGGGUCUGUCGGGACGCUUUCCCCGGAAGCAGACAAGCAGACAUGAGUUUAUUUUUUAGUUGAACCUUGGUUUUGUUGAAGAAACAUGCUCAAAACUACUGGGCAGACGGGCACAAAAAUCCUCCUGGACGCGAUGUCCAAGGAUAAAGUCCACUUGGCCAGGUUUGUUCUGGACGCGCUGGAUGGGGAAAUCGUUGACUCCACAGCGGACGGCGCACAGACGCCCCUCAUCUCUUCCGUUCUGCUGCCCGACAGCCAGACCCGAUGUAAGUUCAUAGAGCUUCUGCUGCACAGAGGGGCCAGUGUUAACCACCAAGAUGGGAACGGACGCACAGCGCUCAGCUACGCCUGCGAGAAGGGCUACCUGGACGCGGUUAAGAUCCUGGUCCAGAACGGCGCAGAUCCAGAGAUCCUGGACUCGUGGGGAAACACCCCGUUGAUGUACGCGGCUGUAGCGGAUCACACCUUAGUUGUUGAGUUUUUGGUGAGAGCCUUCAAGAGGUUAGGUCUGCGGAUAGACAGGCAGAAUAAAGCUGGCAACUCUGCAGUUGAAGUGGCAAAGUUCCUCGGUCACACAGAGUGCAUUUCUGCGCUUACCAAUAUCUCUAAGAGGAGCCGUGAGGCUGAUGAAGGCAAGUUUGAGGGAAAAGUUGAUUGUUUAGCCAGUAAACUUGAAGUCCUCAAAAUGAGUGGCCGUGCAGAAAUGUCUCACAGUUGUACCUUGCAAUCAAUGCCUCAGAUAAAGCCCAGCCGUUUGCCACCGAUGGAGUUUGAAAGAGAAAAUAAUAAAUCCUCUUUGGGUCCACAGGAUAUGAUCUUCUUUGGAGCACGCACUCCCGUGCCCCGACCAGGGAUUUACAAUCAACCCAUUUCUAAACAAUGCACCUUCCAGGAAAAGAUGCCCUCCUCUACUCAUCACUUGCCCCCUCUCUUAAACGGCCGUGACGCUGAAAAGUCCAUUUUCUUCUCCCCCCAGCCAAACAGAAACAUGCCGCAUCCCUGUGCGCCAUCCACUCUUGGCAUCUUACUGACUCCCAUUCUUCCCAACAAACGUGAGACUGAGAGAGGGAAGGGAGAAAUCUUUCCGCGUGGGAAAAUUUAACGAGCGCUACUAUAGGAAACGAUGCAGUCUGCCAACCAGUAUGCUUAGCCCCACACUUCCAGAGCGCACUCUGGUGCCUGUGCGUAAAUCCAGGACGGUAAGGAGGCGCAAAGAGUCGAUGAGCUUCACCGAACCACUUCCGUUUGCCACAACAGCUUCUGCCUCGACUCCAACAACUUUCUCAGCAUUGACUAAUAAACUCUUCCGAAGAUUUACCUCCCCGGAGUUCAAGAAAGUCGUUGGAGAUCUGGAACAGAAUCCGUUGCCGACUUUAGGCCGCAUCCCGCGAUCAGAAACCUUCCCCCAGAAGACGAGGCAUCCGCAGGUGGACAGCACGCCCAGCAUCGACAGCAUCAGUUCCGUUAAGUGCGAGUUUGACUUUCAGUUCAGACAGACAAACUCUUAAGACCGCGCGCCAUGUGCAAAAGGGGGGAAAGGACUGCUAUGUUACGUAAUAAUGUUUUUGCGUGACUUACGCAUCCAUAUUUAAGUGGCGGAGAAGUUUGUUUAAAAAAUACUUUAGUAAAAAUUGGUGACUUCUUCGUGUUCUUAGGGUGUUCAAUAAAUGUAUAAUAGUGAUAGAUACUAUUAGUUAUUGAACAUCCAUGGAGAUACAUCAGUCUCUAUGGAGUUUUUUCUUUUAAUUCUGCCAUAAUUGUGGUUUCAUCCAGUCUGACGUCUUUUCAUUUGAAGAACUGUAAUGCAUAACAGCGGAAAUUUGAGCGGCUGGUUGCUUGAUGGAGAUAGGAAUACAUUUAUGAUUUACAUUUAUUCAUCAAAACGUGCCGACCUCUAUUUUUUUAUUUUUUACUGAACUCAAAAAAGUGUAAAGUCGGCAUUUGUCAGGAUCUGAUCAGUGGAUUGUCAGUCAGAGCAAAUUUAUGGAAAAUAGGUCGGUUCCGAUCUCCGAGAUGGAUUAGUGUAACUGUAGUAAAGAGCUAAAAUAAAGAUCUGAUUUGUGUUAGCAGUCAGUAAUGACAAUAUGGUGUGAUUUAAAAAAAAAAAAAAAAAAA
Xiphophorus couchianus (Monterrey platyfish) is the source of this 2801-nucleotide messenger RNA. RefSeq names its product ankyrin repeat and KH domain-containing protein 1-like. Gene Ontology annotation, molecular function: protein binding. The transcript has a single exon. The record is from RefSeq and is a predicted model, not a curated record. The coding region runs from base 772 to 1788 and encodes 338 amino acids. NCBI's taxonomy places the organism in Eukaryota, Metazoa, Chordata, Actinopteri, Cyprinodontiformes, Poeciliidae.